Messenger RNA from Cercospora beticola, 1838 nucleotides. RefSeq names its product SYLF and SH3 domain-containing protein. NCBI's taxonomy places the organism in Eukaryota, Fungi, Ascomycota, Dothideomycetes, Mycosphaerellales, Mycosphaerellaceae. The record is from RefSeq and is a predicted model, not a curated record. Gene Ontology annotation, molecular function: phosphatidylinositol binding; actin filament binding. Gene Ontology annotation, cellular component: ruffle membrane; actin cortical patch. Gene Ontology annotation, biological process: actin filament bundle assembly; regulation of ruffle assembly; actin cortical patch localization.
CCGAAACCGUAGGUUCUGUUUGCUGUCCGGUGGUGGUAGGGGACGUGCAGCCUCAGCCACACAGUCUUGGAAGCUGCGCUUCGACGACUUCGACGAACGCUGCCUGGAGUGGCAUCUCACUUAAUAAUCCACCACUCACUACCCACCGCCGACCUCUCUUUCCCCUCACCCUCGCCAUCCCCCGCCUCAUCGCCCACCAUGCCGCCCUUCCUCAACAACCCGCUGCCGUCGUCGAUGCGAAGCGAAUGCAAAAAAUGCGGACGUAUCCUCGCAUCCUUCAUCGAUCCGCGACAAGCGUUUGGACCUGACAAGGUCAUUCCGCCCUCCAUUCUCGCCAACGCCAAGGGCCUCGCCAUCAUCACAGUCUUCAAGGCCGGCUUCCUCGGCUCCGGGCGGUUUGGAUCGGGUGUUGUGGUAGCGCGUCUUGCAGAUGGUACAUGGUCAGCACCGAGCGCCAUUGGAACAGUCGGAGGCGGCUUUGGUGGACAGAUUGGAUUCGAAUUGACGGAUUUCGUCUUCAUCCUCAACGAUGCGAGUGCUGUCAAGACCUUCUCGCAAGUGGGCUCCUUGACAUUGGGAGGCAACGUCAGUAUCGCUGCCGGACCGGUCGGGCGCAACGCUGAAGCUGCUGGAGCCGCGAGCUUGAAGAGUGUCAGUGGCAUCUUCGCAUACAGCAAGACGAAAGGUCUCUUUGCGGGUGUGAGUUUGGAAGGCUCGGUGUUGAUCGAGCGAAGAGAUGCAAAUGAAAAGAUGUAUGGACGCAAGUUGACUGCGAGGGAGCUGCUGGGUGGUAACGUGCCUGUGCCUCCACAAGCGGAGCCACUUACAAGAGUGCUGAACUCGAGGGUCUUUGCGGGCGUAGGAGGUACAUUCAGAGACGAUGCCAUGUACAACGAUGUACCGGUUUACGAUGACAGCCAUGAGGACGUGGUCUGGCAAGGGCGGACUGGCGACGGCUACAACGCCGGGAUUCCGACACAGAGGACUGGUGACUUCCGACAAAACGAAUUCGGUGGACCGAAUCGCGCAUCGACUUGGUCGGACCAACAGACAACCUACGGCCGUGCCAAUCCGAACGAGACAUUUGACACCAUGGGAUCUCGAAGUCGAUCAUCCACAAUUGGCGAUCAGUCCGAAUACGUCUACAGUGACCGCAAAGGACCGGCACCUGGUCGUCCCUCAGCGCCAAAGCCUGCAUUUGGCAGUAAACUAGCAUCAGCGUCCCCCGGACAAGCUAUUGCCAAGUUCACAUUCGAAGCUGAUCAGCCGGGCGAUCUGGGCUUCAAGAAAGGCGAUGUAAUCGACAUCGUGAAGCGAACUGAGAACGAAGCCGAUUGGUGGACUGGACGAAUUGGAAACCGGGAGGGCAUCUUCCCAAGCAAUUACGUCGAGGUUGUAUGAAUCCGCCGAGGAAAGGUAUCUGGUUGGCUACUUUACCUUCUUGGAUUAUUGUUCUUCGCCUGCGCGUACUUGCUGGCCUUCGAAAUACCCGGAUGAUAUCACGAGAGCGUUGCGGUUUUGAAUGUGACAUGGCUGAUGAAUGAUGCCGCAAAGAGAGAUUGUAAAUAGCGUGGCGUUUCGUGGUCCCCUAAGAUUUUAUGCUCGACAGUAGCAUUAGCGUAGCGAUACAGGUGGUGGCAUUUUUGUGAGUUCCUUCUUCAUCAUUCAUCAUAAAUCAGUUCGUAGCGCGAUCCAUCGAACCGUCGCCGAUAGCUUCUCUCUGCAACCAACUGGGGCAAGCUGUUGGCUACAGGCUCGGCGUGAGAGAAACAGAUGCCAUGGAGCGAUCGUCUUCAUCAUGUCUGGAAAGCUUACGUCCUGCUCCCAGACGUUUCGGC